Messenger RNA from Schistosoma turkestanicum, 2521 nucleotides. The record is from the annotation of a GenBank genome assembly. Lineage: Eukaryota; Metazoa; Platyhelminthes; Trematoda; Strigeidida; Schistosomatidae.
GUCCUUCAAAGGUUACCCGUGGUUGUAGUCUCACGGAAUGCGCACAUUGGUAAGAUUUCAUAUCUUUUGCUUUCUUACUUAUAGGUUAUACCUUCUUAAUACGAAUAAACUCUGUCGUUCUUAUCUGUUGGUGAACCUAACAAACGUGUUAACUAGUUAGUAAAAUAUGAUGACGAAGAAAAAAAAUAGCGCAUCAGUUAUCCUUGAACUAAAAGAAUUAAUUGAUCAUAUCAACAAAACUAUUCCUAACGUCCCUGGAAAACAACGUCUGAUUAGAAUGUGCCAAAAAGAGACGGCUCAUUUUGAGUCGUUACCGUCUGACUUAGUCGAUGAUGCAGUUGUCUGUUCAAAUUUACCAUAUUUCAAAGCGAUAACAACACUUGCAAAUGCUUAUGGUAAUCGUCUUGUAGAUUUGUUAUGUCGUUAUCGUUUACCUACGGAUUUAACUGACAAUUGUACACCGCAUUAUUCACAACAAUUUGAUGAUGAUCAAAAUCAUAAUGUCAAUGCUUUGGAUUUUACUUAUUCAAGUAGUAAUGACUAUGUAUUACGAUACGAGAAACAAGACUCUCUACUCAUUGAAUUAGUCUGUACACAAUCCAAUGAAGGUAUUGAUGAAUUUUCACAAUCUAGAACAUGUUAUGGUAAUGCUGCUGAAGCUAGUCUAUGGGCUCCUGCAUUAUGGAUUAAAGUUGUGACAAGAGAUUCAUCUCGUUUAAAUAAUGCUUGGAGAGGUGAAGCUUCUUCAAAACAUGCAGCAUGUUUAGGAAGACAAGCGGAAGAGUUAAUCCUUGCAUCUCAUUGGUAUCAACGAGGUCAACCGCAACAUUGGAUUCGUGUCAUUGUACAUUGGUUACCGCAUACCACAUCUUCUGUCGAAAUCAAUAAUCUGGAUGUAGAUUUACGUGAUUAUCUUCAAAAUAUUGGUGCAACACUGCUUUUAGGUUCGAACCCCUGGAUUCAUAAUACUCAUGAUGAUGAUACUAAUAAUAACACUGAUAGUAUUCCUGAUAUUAUUAAUUCCAAAAAUUCCAACUAUACUAUAUCUAUUGAUAAAUUAAUUUUACCUGUAUAUAAAUUUAAAAAAUUUCUACAUAGUUUCAUUGAAUAUCACAACAAUGACAAUGUGUUUUGUGAGUUUAAACAAUUUAAAUAUGAAGCUGUAGAGAAGAUAUUGACAUUAUUGAAUAAAUUAUCUGAUAAUUGUUAUUCUAAUGAAGAAGAAGAAGAAGAAAAUGAUCAUGUGAUUAGUACAGAUGAAAUCAAUGAUUCAUUUGAGCUCACGAAUCCAUUAGAUGCUGUAUUACAAAAAUGUGCAUUAUGGCCAUUUUCAUUGGACAUUUAUAAUCAUGUAGAUAAAAUGAAUCGUAUCAAUUUGGAUGUUUCAGCUUUGAUUGCAUUCGUUUCGGAAUUAUCUCAAUUUAAUCCAACUUAUUCUUCUUCUAUUGAUUCUUCAUUUCAAUCAAUCGAUAAUCAGAAUAAUGCUGAAAUUGUAGCAAAUAAAAUUCUUGAAUGUUUACAAUCUGUAGAAAGACGUACACAAUUACUGAUGAAUUAUCCUUCAUUAAAAUUAGGCAAAUUUAAAUGGUUAACUGAAUCCGAAGCUGAAAUACCAGUACUUUUAUCAAUGAAUAAAUAUCUUCAAGGUAAAGUACCCAUUGUAUGCUUAAGUGCUAUUCAAUCAUUUUUAAAUAUUCUUGCAUUAAUCUCUGGACCAAAUGAAUGGAAACGUGGAAUCCAAUUAAUUAGUCGAUUAGUUAUAAUACCUGAUUUAAAUUCAUCCGGUGAAAUAAUUCCACCAAUUGAUAAAACAAAAACACAAUCAAAGAAUACAAAUUAUUUAUUAACUCAACGUAUCAUGGAAGUUGGCAAUGUCUUAGAAGCUCUGACAAUCACAUCCAAUGCUAGUUUUCUACGAUCUGUUCGUAAAUCGAAUCUUCGUUAUUCUGCAUUGUUGCUGCCUGCUCGUGCAUUGACAGAAACCACUCCACGUGUUGGUGUUGUUGCUGUUACAUCAUCCUGAUUGUUAUAAAAUGAAUUGACCAAAAACAAACUAUCCAUAUUUGAUUUUGUUCUGUUUGUUAUUGAAAAACGGAAUCCUUCUUUGUCAUUAUGUCAAUAAAAAAAACCCACGCAGUUUUUUUUUCAAAAGUAACUUUUGUUUAGUCUUUAUUGUAUUUCACAAUUUCUCCGUAGUAACCUCCAGUAUUUUCUGAUCGGAUCACAUUCAGUAGAAAAUGUGUGUAUUCAAAUCAUAACGAACAAGGAUUCCUUGUUGUUGUUGUUGUUGUAUAUAAUAGAAAAUAUUUCGCCUAAAUUUUCGUUUAUCAAUUAUUAUUUAUUCAAAAUGUAACUUUCUACACCAAAACAAAAACCAACCAACCUAUUUUAUUCAUUGAUUCUCUAUUCUCAUGUAACCAAAAAAAUGCAGUGUAUUAAACCAUAGAAUUUCGUCUUAAAAUUCUACUCAUUCUUCUUCACUAAAACUAACCAAACAACUAUUAUUAAAAAACCACUUGUU